AUGGCAAUCACGAGAUUAUGGUUCUUCACCCUCAAGCCAGACAACUCAGCCCGCGACCCGGCCUUCCUGUCCCUUUGGACCAACAUCCUAGAGCUCUGCGCCAUGUACACGCCGAGCCCGAGGUCCUCGUGCGGCUCCGGGCUCCAGAUGGCCCUCAGCACGCCGCCCAAGCGCAGCCACCACUUCCUCUUCCAGUCCGCCAGCGACGAGAGCCUGCUGGUCCUCAUCUCCAGCUACCCCUCCAUGGCCCUGUGCAGGCAGGCCGACGCCGCCUACUCGAAGCGCCACAAGGACGAGGUCCUGCGCCACGUCUACCACACCGCGCUGCGGCAGUUGGACAUCGAGGACGCCGAGACGGUGCCCGCGCUGCUCGAGGCCGGGGAGGUGAGCGUGACGUUCUCGAGGAGAGACCCCCUGACACUGGAGCUCGUCGAGUCGAGGUCAAGCAGUGGGAGCGGCGCCCCCGUGCCACCCCCGACACAGGAGAUCAGCGGGCCGGACUCGAGUGAGAUGCCUUUGAUACCCGGGGUGGAUUUUGGCGAUGUCCUGGCGGCGCAGAAGAGCGAAGAGAAGAAGUGGAUAAGUAUCUCGAGGGGCAAGUCGCAACAACACGUAGACGAUGAGCAGGUCUUCCGGCUGACGCAGGUUUUGGCUCGGUGA
Molecule: messenger RNA, 660 nt
Organism: Diaporthe batatas
Lineage: Eukaryota; Fungi; Ascomycota; Sordariomycetes; Diaporthales; Diaporthaceae
Exons: 1
Coding region: 1-660 (219 amino acids)
Source: RefSeq, a predicted model, not a curated record